This is a messenger RNA of Penicillium angulare, 1620 nucleotides long. RefSeq names its product glycoside hydrolase family 72 protein. Lineage: Eukaryota; Fungi; Ascomycota; Eurotiomycetes; Eurotiales; Aspergillaceae. Bases 1 to 1620 code for a protein of 539 amino acids. Gene Ontology annotation, molecular function: 1,3-beta-glucanosyltransferase activity. Gene Ontology annotation, biological process: fungal-type cell wall (1->3)-beta-D-glucan biosynthetic process. The transcript has a single exon. The record is from RefSeq and is a predicted model, not a curated record. Gene Ontology annotation, cellular component: fungal-type cell wall; cytoplasm.
AUGAAGUUCUCCAUCGCUGCUGGCCUGUCUCUCUUGGGAGCGGCCAUUGCUGCUGAUCUGCCCUCCAUUGAGAUCAAGGGCAAGCACUUCUUCUACCCCAACGGUACUGAGUUCUUCAUCCGUGGUGUUGCUUACCAGGCCGACUACAACGCUCGCAACGGCGGUAGCGUCAAGAACGCCUACACCGACCCUCUGUCCAACCCCGACACUUGCAAGCGUGAUAUCCCCUACCUGCAGAAGCUGCGCACCAACGUCGUUCGUACUUACGCCGUCAACCCCAAUGAGUCCCACGCCGAGUGUAUGAACGCGCUUGCCGAUGCUGGUAUCUACGUCAUCAGCGAUCUUUCCUCUCCCGCGGAGUCCAUUGUCCAGGCCGACCCCACGUGGAACGCUGAUAUCUUCGAGCGUUACGCCGGAGUCAUUGAUGCUUUCCAGAGCUACUCCAACGUUAUCGGUUUCUUCGCCGGUAACGAGGUUGUCAACAACGCUAGCAACACUAAUGCCAUGCCCUUCGUGAAGGCCGCUGUCCGUGAUAUGAAGGCCUACAUCAAGGCCCAGGGCUACCGUGAUUCCAUUGCCAUUGGUUACGCCACUGAUGACGAUGCCAGUGUCCGUGAGAACAUCGCUAACUACCUGAUCUGUGACGACGCUUCCGAGGCUAUUGACUUCUUCGGUUACAACAUCUACGAGUGGUGCGGUGACUCCAGCUUCGCUGACUCUGGAUACAAGGACCGCACUGAGGAGUUCGCUGACUACCCCGUCCCUGCUUUCUUCUCUGAGUACGGCUGUGUCCAGGGCACUAAGCCCCGUCCCUUCACCGAUGUUCCCGUUCUUUUCGGACCCCAGAUGGAGGACGUCUGGAGCGGUGGUAUUGUCUACAUGUACUUCGAGACCGACAACCACUACGGUCUGGUUUCCGUCGACGGUGACUCCACCUCUGUCUCCACCAAGCAGGACUUCGACAACCUCUCCUCCCAGAUGAAGAAGGCCACCCCCACUGGUGUCUCCAUGAAGGACUACACUGUCUCCACUACCGUUGGCCGUAGCUGCCCUGCCACCACCUCCGACUGGCACGCCGCCACUGCUCUCCCCCCUGCCAUCAACAACGACCUUUGCUCGUGCAUGUACGACUCCCUGUCCUGUGUGCCUGUCAGCGACAUCAGCGAGAAGCAAUCCCAGAACGCCUACGACUACAUUGGUGGAAAGGACAAGAGCGCCUUCGACGGUGUCAGCGGUAACGGUAAGACCGGUGUCUAUGGUGCUUACAGCGGCUGUAGCGCCAACCAGCGUCUUGCCUGGGCCAUGGACCAGUUCUACUCCAAGAGCGGCGCUAGUGCCUCCGCCUGUGACUUCAGCGGUGCCGGUACCACAAAGAAGGCCUCCACCGCCAGCUCCUGCAAGUCCCAGCUCACUGCCGCUGGUACUGCUGGUACUGGUACUGUCGAUGCCACUCUCCAGGCUUCCGGUACUGGUGCCUCUGGCUCCGGCGGCUCCGGCUCCACCUCCAGCGCUGCUGGUGUUGCCCUCUCCGCUCCCCAGGCUGUCAACGUUGGUCUCCUGCAGACCAGCCUCUACGGUCUGGUUGCUCUGGCCACCGGUGUUUUCAUGAUUGCGCUGUAA